Myxocyprinus asiaticus (Chinese sucker) is the source of this 2890-nucleotide messenger RNA. Its product is annotated as activin receptor type-2A-like. Gene Ontology annotation, molecular function: activin binding; ATP binding; activin receptor activity. Bases 761 to 2320 code for a protein of 519 amino acids. The transcript is spliced from 12 exons. Gene Ontology annotation, biological process: cellular response to growth factor stimulus; activin receptor signaling pathway; protein phosphorylation. Gene Ontology annotation, cellular component: activin receptor complex; plasma membrane. NCBI's taxonomy places the organism in Eukaryota, Metazoa, Chordata, Actinopteri, Cypriniformes, Catostomidae. The record is from RefSeq and is a predicted model, not a curated record.
ACCAAAACACUCGGCGCUGUUCGCCAUGUUGUGUUCAGGACACCCGUCUAACACGUAUGAGAGAAUAUACGAACACAUUUGAGGAAUUAUUUCAGUGCGUGUCUGGAUACAGAACAUUUAAAGGGCAGCAAUGAACAUGAUAUCAUCCGGAAUGGGAUUAACGGAUCUGGUUUAGUCUCACAGACCGAUAUGGAAUAAUUUGGACGUACGGACGAAAAAAAAAAAAAGCGUUUCAAAGGCGCAUUGAGAAUUUUACGGGGGAAUAUACAGUUUAUGUGGCAGUAAAGUAAUCCUCUUUUUAGUUAAUUUUUGACGUUUGUUUUGAUUUCGAUGCAUUCAAAAACCUGGGCUGGAUUUAUAUUCGCGUGUUGAAUGAAGAUCAUGAAUGUGGUUAUAUAAACCUGUACCAUUAAAAAAAAUGAUUUUCAGCAUGCAUCUGAACAUAGAUUAAACAUGAAAGCUGUUUCAAUGUCCAUAAUUGAAAACAAAAUGAAUAGUUAUUGAUCAUUAUUGGUGCAUGGGUAUCAUGGACAUGUUGUCAGGGUACUGUCACUGUCCACCACGAUUUUAUUUAUAACAGUAUGUUUUUAUUAUUAAUGUUUGACUCUAAACCUCUCUUAAAGACUUUACACAUUGAUCUGGGACUGUUUGCUCACAAAUAAAUGCUUUUGGCAAUAUUAAAACAUUAAUUUCAGAGAUUAAGGAUUAUCAUCCUGCAGUGUUGGUGGGAUUUGUUGCAGUGCAAGAAUCUGCACUUAAAAUGAGGACUGACACCAAACUGGCCUUGGCCAUAUUCCUCGUAUCCUGUUCAUCAGGUGCGAUUCUCGGUCGCUCAGAGACGCAGGAGUGUGCGUUUUAUAAUGCCAACUGGGAGAAAGAUGGAACAAACCAGAGCGGAAUCGAGCUGUGUUACGGAGAGAAGGACAAACGGCGACACUGUUUUUCCACGUGGAAGAAUCGCUCCGGAAUCAUCGAGAUGGUCAAACAGGGUUGCUGGCUUGAUGACGUCAACUGCUACGACAGUAGUGAGUGUGUGGAGCAUAAACAGAAUCUUGAGGUCUUCUUCUGCUGCUGUGAGGGAAACAUGUGCAACGAAAAGUUUCUCUACAGUCCAGACACAGUUGAGACCACAUCAAACCCUGUGACCCCUCAGCCGGAGUUGUUUCCCACACUGCUAUACUCUCUGAUUCCCAUCAUGGCUGUCACUGUCGUUCUCUUCAUCUCGUUCUGGAUGUAUCGUCAUCUGAAGCUGUCGUACCCGCCUCUACUCGUACCGUCACAGCACACCUUUCAUAUCAUGAUAGAGGAUCCUUGUCUGACACCUCCCUCCCCCUUACUGGGUCAGAAGCCGCUGCAGCUGCUGGAGGUGAAGGCUAGGGGGCGUUUCGGCUGUGUUUGGAAAGCACAAUUACUGAACGAACACGUGGCUGUCAAAAUCUUCCCUGUUCAGAAUAAGCAGUCGUGGCAGAAUGAAUAUGAGAUUUAUAGUGCGAGUGGAAUGAAACAUGAAAACGUCCUGCAUUUCAUCGGAGCAGAAAAAAGAGGGAAUGGAGUCGAUAUUGAACUCUGGCUUAUCACAGCUUAUCAUGAGAAGGGUUCAUUGACAGAUUUCCUGAAGGCGAAUGUAGUGUCCUGGAAUGAGCUGUGUCUGAUCGCUCAGACGUUUGUGCGCGGGUUAGCGUAUUUACACGAGGACGUACCCAAUCUGAAGGAUGGACACAAGCCUGCCAUUGCACACAGGGAUAUCAAGAGUAAAAAUGUGUUGUUGAAAAGUGAUUUAACCACCUGUAUUGCUGACUUCGGCCUGGCGCUCAAAUUUGAAGCAGGAAAAUCGACAGGUGACACACACGGACAGGUGGGCACGCGGCGCUACAUGGCUCCGGAAGUGUUAGAAGGGGCGAUUAGUUUCCAGCGUGAUGCGUUUCUCAGAAUCGACAUGUACGCUGUGGGUCUGGUGCUGUGGGAACUCGCCACACGCUGUACAGCGGCCGAUGGGCCAGUGGACAAGUUCUCACUGCCGUUUGAAGAGGAGGCGGGGCUUCAUCCGUCACUCGAGGACAUGCAGGAAGUCGUCGUGCACAAGAAACUCAGACCGACAUUUAGAGAACACUGGCUCAAACAUACGGGUUUGGCGACGCUCUGUGAGACGAUAGAAGAGUGUUGGGACCAUGAAGCCGAGGCGCGUCUGUCUGCCGGCUGUGUGGAGGAACGCAUUAUCUCAAUGCAACGCAACACCAACCUCAUUGCCCCUGACGACAUCCUCUCUGUUAUCACCAUGGUUACCAACCUGGAUUUCCCCCCCAAAGAGUCCAGCCUAUGAUGCUGUUCUCUCAGCCAAUUGAAAUGCAGCGCUUGACUGAUACAGAAACAAAACAGACUUCAAAUGACUCCUUACAUGCAAAACAAGAGGAGAAACGUUUCAAAUGCACAGAGGAACUCAAGAGCCGAGAGUUAAAACAUGUAGUGGACAUCUCUGUUUGCACCAAAACUUUCUUAUGCAUAAAAGAAAGACUUUUUCUAAGAAACAACUGAAACUAAGAAAAAACAAAAAACAUUCAUGUUAUUUUAGUAUAAAAAGGGCAAAACUAUUCGGGACUGCAUUUGGUUCUGCAAAUCUUUACAGUUAUGCCAAUCAGGGCUGGGCAAAAUUCCGAAUUUAAGAAUUGCUCACUUUCCAAUCAAGAGUGUGAUUUUAAAUUGAAUUAGCCACACCCCACAGGACUUUGAAUUGGAAUGACACGAAGAAUUUACUGAAUUGCAAUUCAACGUAAUUUGACAAAUUUAAACUAAUGUUUUGCAACAUAGCUAUAAUUACAAUGAAAACAUAUAUAUAUAUAUAUAUAUAUAUAUAUAUAUAUAUAUACAGCGCUCAGCCACAACAUUAAAACCA